Messenger RNA from Phytophthora infestans T30-4, 996 nucleotides. Its product is annotated as ATP-binding Cassette (ABC) superfamily. NCBI's taxonomy places the organism in Eukaryota, Oomycota, Peronosporomycetes, Peronosporales, Peronosporaceae. The record is from RefSeq and is a predicted model, not a curated record. Bases 1 to 996 code for a protein of 331 amino acids. The transcript has 2 exons.
AUGGCGUCGCGCCGGCCGAGCGUGGACCAGGUGGAGGCCCAGGCCUUGGAGGCCGCCGCGGGGCUCAAGUCUGUCGGUGCCAAGUUGGUCUGCAUCGACUUUGACGCCACCUUCGUCACAGUGCACACGGGCGGACUGUGGGCCGACACCGCAGCUGCGUUGCGUAGCCAUGUGCGACGCUUCUUCGAGCUGUUAGUGCCGCUACUGUGCGAGUCCGACGUGAAUGUAGCCAUCGUCACCUUCAGUCCACAAGUGCAGCUUAUCCGCGACGUCUUGCAGCUGUGCUUUACUCCAGAGAUCACCGCGCAGCUUGUGAUCCGAGGAGAUGACCGUACCUGGACCCUGACCCACGACCAGACCGGCACCUUCCUGCCGCUUUGGCAGACCGACGGGCGCCACUUAGACCGCAAAUUCAAGCUGCCAUUCAUGAUCUCUGCGGCUCUCGAAGUCCAGAGACGCUCGGGCGACCAGAGCGUCAUCCGUAACCGGGAUACGGUCCUGGUGGACGACGAUGCGGUCAACAUUCGAGUCGCCAAUGACAGCGGCGUCGUGGGCGUUUUGUUUGACCCUAACGAGAAGGACGAAGAGGCGUUUUGCAAGAGGAUCAGGAAGUUGCACGGGUCCGAGAUGGAUCAGUCGAUGGUAUUACGGACGCCUAGUAAGAAGAUCAGGUCUGGGUCAGGUGUCAAGAUGGUCGCCAAGGAACACAAGUUCAUGGCUACAGGAGGCGGUGGAGCGAGGAGGAGACUCGGCACUGCACCGAAUAGUGGCGCACGGACAUCCACGUUCAACAUGUGCACGCCGUCGCCUGUGAUGAAGCUCAAGUGCAGCGUGGACAUGGGCAAACCCAGAUCCAAGCGAGCGUCCCGGAUCUUAAGAAACUACAGCAGAGAGAUGGAGGCGGCUCUGCCAGUCGUGUCCGAGUCGUCCGCCUUCUGUGUUGCUCAUGUGCCUACUACUCCGACGAAACCAGCAGCUUCGUUGCUAGGUAUGUAG